Molecule: messenger RNA, 2724 nt
Organism: Vollenhovia emeryi
Lineage: Eukaryota; Metazoa; Arthropoda; Insecta; Hymenoptera; Formicidae
Product: tetratricopeptide repeat protein 27
Exons: 8
Coding region: 332-2719 (795 amino acids)
Molecular function (GO): protein binding
Source: RefSeq, a predicted model, not a curated record
UAUGUAUGUACACGAUCGAAUUCGAUCGGUCGACUUCUCAUACGUUUCUACUCAACAGGUUUCAUGGUUCAUGCUUAUUUAUUAUAGGAUAGUUUCUCCCAGACCAUAGAUUGUUCAUGUACGAAGAGUGGUAUCGGAUGGCAUAUUCCUUCUCGAAUUCGAAUUCGAUCGGUGCACGUGAUCGCUCCCCUGGACCCGGCCGAACCUAGUUUAACCUCAACUUCGCAGCCACGUGUGGUCGCGGGCGUCGUUUACUCUCGCGCGAAAUUGACAUUCCAACGCAGUAUAAAUACAAUAAUUUUCCGCGUGUUUACAAUUGUAUUGCAAUACGAUGGCUUCACGUGCAAGCGAGACAGACCGAGACAUCGAGAUUGAACUUCUACUCAAUUUCUCCAGAAAUGAAGAUUCGAAUGUGCCACACAAUGUACGCGACGUAUUAAAUGGCCAGUAUGAGAAUGCGAUAAGCGAAGAGCUACCUGCGCUCGUUGACGCAGGGACUGGCGAUAGCUUAGAACAGAUCGUACGUAUCGAAUUAUCUAGAACCCCCGCGCCUUUGUCGUGGCUCUGUGCAGGAGUAGCUGCGUUGUUGCACUUUGUCCAAUGCAACUGGACGGGCCCGCCCACUGACAAGGAUGUCGACUGGUUAAGAGCCAAAAGAGACGAGGCACUCAAGCACUUGUCUCUGCACGACGAAUGUAAUAUAAAUAUACGGAAGCCGGAGCUCCUUUACCUCGCUCAGAAGAUAUUCUCUAACACGGAUCUGCAGCUGAAAUAUCCAAGCUGCGUCUGGUGGCUGUUCAGAGCCACUUUCUUGCAUCAGCGUGUGCUAGAGGAAGACUCGGGGGUGCUGUUCGAAGAGCUGGAGAAUCUAGUAACAAAAAUUCAUCGUCUACAUAUUGUCGCGAAUGAUCCUCUUUGCCGGCUUUUGUUCACACUGGAGGUCGUUACAUUUUACCAAUAUUAUACGAGAAUACAGAACUCUGAGGAGUAUCUCGAGAGUGCGCAGACAGCAGUAGGCAUAAAACUACAUCUGGAAGGUGCGAUGGGAAAGCGCACCAAGUAUCAACAGGAAGAAAAGGCGCAGUUGUACCUCAAGAUUGAGGUGGAGAGCAAUGAUACUUUUCCUUCAAUAGCUUGCAAGGACUUGCCGAAAGCUUUGAAGUUGAACGACGAAGUGAGAUUGGAGGACAUCGAGUUUUCGGAACGUAAGGAAGUGGUUGAACUGGGCAUGAUGGAAGAAGCGGUAAUUUUGGCGAGAUAUUUUCAGUUGCUGCGGAGUCGACCCAAAGACCAUCUUACUGACGAGGAAAUCAAACCCUAUCUGACUAAAGUUAUAGACAGUACAAGAAACUGGACGUUAAAGAUGAAUUCUUUAUGCUAUCGUUGCUUUCUGGAGUCGACUCAUAAGAAAACUGUCGAACGAUCCAUGCUGCAAUUGGAGUUUCUACUGAAAGAUCACAACGACGCGAAAGCACCGGUAGCCAGGAGAAUGGAUCUGUUUUUCGCGAGCGGUAUGAAACCUGUUUGGAUAUUGGAAGAGAAAUGGGCUGAAUUAAUGGUCAGUCUUGGCUUGCUUCACCAAGCGCUGGAAGUUUUCACAAAGCUAAAAGUAUGGGAGCAAGUGAUCUACUGUUACAGCGAGUUAAAUUUGAAGCACAAGGCGGCUGAAAUUAUUGAGCAAGAAAUAUCGAAGAAGCCAACGGUGAAUUUGUGGUGCCUGUUAGGGGAUACAACUGGAAAUGUGAGUCAUUAUGAAACCGCAUGGAGAUUAUCCGGGGAGAGAAGCAGUAGAGUGCAAAGGCAUUGGGGACACUAUUACUUCAACAAGAAAGAUUACGCUGAGGCUAUACCACAUUUGAAGCUGUCAGUCGAACUGAAUAAUAUUCAAACAACCGUAUGGUUUAGACUGGGCUAUGCAGCGUUGCAAGUAGAAGAUUGGAAGUUAGCCGCUACGGCAUAUAGACGUUACUGUGACUUGGAAGAAACUGAAUAUCAGUGUUUCGAAGCGUGGAACAAUCUAGCCAAAGCGUACAUAAAAUUGGGAGACAAACCAAGAGCGUGGAAGUGUCUACAGGAUGCUAUAAAAUGUAAUUACAAUCGUUGGGAGGUGUGGGAUAAUUUAAUGAUAGUGAGCAUCGAUUUGGGGCAUUUUUCAGAAGUUAUUCGAUGCUAUCAUCGUAUCUUGGACCUGAAAAACACCCAUUCGGAUGUUCCGGUUCUUAAAAUAUUAACAAAUGCCAUAAUAAAUAAUAUUAACGACUCGGACGGGAAUCCAGCAUCUCGUUUGCUUAAAAAUACUUUGGAAUUAUUUGGAAGAAUCACCUCGAACGUAGUUAAUAAUGCAGAUCUCUGGAGGAUGUACGCUGAGCUUCUUCUAUUAAGGCAAACGGACGUUGACAACGAGAAAGCGGCUCAAUGUUUACAACAAGCGCAUCGCUUUAUGACUUCAAACUCGGACUGGUGGCGCGACAAAGAUACAGCGCGAAACGUGUUGGAAUUAUGUUGUAGCUUGGCGCAAACAUACUUAUGUUGCACCACUGACAGCUCGAGCGUCAAGAAAAGGAGGAUGUUGGGAAGCGCAAAAUUGUCGCUUCAAGGAGUCGUGAAAAGGAUACAGGCACAAGAGUGGGAUAAUGAAGAUGUCACGACCCAAUUAACGAGGGUUGAACAGUACCUAGCGACUAUAAUAAGUGAAUUAGAACAAAUAAAACAUAUAUAACGAUA